AUGGCGGCGGAGAUCCAGCCCAAAGCGCUGACCCGCAAGCCCAUCCUGCUGCAGCGGGUCGAGGGGUCCCAGGAGGUGGUGAAUAUGGCCGUGAUCGUGCCCAAGGAGGAGGGCGUCAUCAGUGUCUCAGAGGACAGGACAGUUCGUGUUUGGUUAAAGAGAGACAGCGGACAAUAUUGGCCAAGCAUAUACCAUGCAAUGCCUUCUCCAUGUUCAUGCAUGUCUUUUAACCCGGAAACAAGAAGACUGUCCAUAGGUCUAGACAAUGGUACAAUCUCAGAAUUUAUUUUGUCUGAAGAUUAUAAUAAGAUGACGCCUGUGAAGAACUAUCAAGCGCACCAGAGCAGAGUGACGAUGAUCCUGUUUGUCCUGGAGCUGGAGUGGGUGCUGAGCACAGGACAGGACAAGCAGUUUGCCUGGCACUGCUCUGAGAGCGGGCAGCGCCUGGGAGGUUAUCGCACCAGCGCCGUGGCCUCGGGUCUGCAAUUUGAUGUUGAAACCCGGCACGUGUUUAUUGGUGAUCACUCAGGCCAAGUAACCAUCCUCAAACUGGAGCAAGAAAACUGCACGUUGGUCACAACCUUCAGAGGACACACAGGAGGGGUGACGGCACUCUGUUGGGACCCAGUCCAGAGGGUGCUGUUCUCCGGCAGCUCAGACCACUCUGUCAUCAUGUGGGACAUUGGCGGAAGAAAAGGAACGGCCAUCGAGCUUCAAGGACACAACGACAAAGUCCAAGCCCUCUCCUACGCGCAGCACACGCGCCAGCUCAUCUCGUGUGGUGGGGACGGCGGCAUCGUCAUCUGGAACAUGGAUGUGGAGAGGCAGGAGACCCCGGAGUGGUUGGACAGUGAUUCCUGCCAAAAGUGUGAUCAGCCUUUCUUCUGGAACUUCAAGCAAAUGUGGGACAGCAAGAAAAUUGGCCUGAGACAGCACCACUGCCGGAAGUGUGGGAAGGCCGUCUGCGGCAAGUGCAGCUCCAAGCGCUCCUCCAUCCCGCUGAUGGGCUUCGAGUUCGAAGUGAGGGUCUGUGACAGCUGCCACGAGGCCAUCACAGAUGAAGAACGAGCGCCUACAGCCACCUUCCACGACAGUAAGCACAACAUCGUGCAUGUGCAUUUUGAUGCAACCAGGGGGUGGUUGUUGACCUCUGGAACUGACAAAGUGAUUAAGUUGUGGGACAUGACCCCAGUAGUGUCAUGACGCCACUCCCAGGAGUCAGAAAGAUCCAUCUCACUAACGCUGCUCGAGUUUGAACCCUUACUGGAGAAGUUCCGCAGACUGGAGAGCUGGAGGAGAAACCCAAGCCUUGAGGUGAACCUGCGUCUUCCCGAGCAGUCCCCGGUGAGCCGGUAGAAGAGCACCCGCAAGGACUCUUAACCUGUCCUGACAACAUAAGAGAAGAUAUUUUUUUAUCAAAUGGUUUAUAUAGUCUGGCUAUGCGAUGUCGUUUUGAGUAUGCUAAAAAAAUACUAGUCUGUGUGGGAUGUUUGAUUUUCUAUUUUUCAGCCUUCCAUUGUUCUUGUUUUGCGUGUCAGAAGAGUGAGAGAAAGACCCGCUCAGGGUAUUUUGAUCAUUCUCAGUGGUCCCCUCCAUGCUGGCUUCACUCCAUGGGGCCAGCAUCGUUUUCUGCUCUUCAGCCUUCAUCUGCCGUACCGCCCGCUUCGCAGCAGAGAAUCCACCAUCACCCCAUUUAUUCCCAGUGUUUCUGAUUUCAUGGCCUCAGUGGAGGGAGUUGGAAAACCAUUUGUUUGUUGCUGAAUUCUUGAAUCGUGAGAGGAAUGAUCCAAUUGUAUUGUCCAACGCAUACAUGUUCUUCCUGAGUAGAAAGUUACUGCGUUCCUGCCUCAGUUUUCUGUCUUCCCACGUUAGAAAAUGUGAGAAAUGGUUUCUACCAUCUCCAGCCUACACAUAGGUGAUGUAACUCAGAGCUUCGACCAUCAGUGCCUGGAUCUUCUAGAAUUCACUUGGGGUUGCCCAAGCCUUUUAGGUUUUAGAUUUGGCGGGGGGGGGGGGACAGUCUGGUUGGUUGUUUGGCUGGUUUUUGCAUAGCUCUCUUACAUAAAGAACAAAGGAAAGCUUCCCAAAAUGUCUUUAAAGAUGUUUCUUCCCAUGUGUGCUUCUCGGGACUUGAACAUUUAUUACUUUAAGAUGACAGUCUGUAGUUUCUCGCCCUCAAAAAACCAGGUAUUUAAACAUCUCUAUCUUAAUGUCUACAUCAGAACUUUUUGCACAGUUCUGUGUUCAGCCAGCAUGUGAUCUGAGACACAAAGGUACUAAAUCCUGCAGUUCAUGCUGUGUUUCUGUGGGGAACCUCAAAGAGUGUUUUAGAGAACAAGCCUGAAGAAUUCUUCCUUCUGAGGAACUCUAAUCAAGCUUGAUGAGAUGAAAAUAAGUGACUCCUCAGGAUAUUGAAGACCUUUUUUAAAAAUCUUCUUUUCGGGCUGCAGAGAUGGCUUAGCAGUUAAGCCAUUUGCCUGCAAAGCCAUAGGACCCAGGUUCAAUUCCCCAGGACCCACAUAAGCCAGAUGCACAAGG
Messenger RNA from Jaculus jaculus (lesser Egyptian jerboa), 2538 nucleotides. RefSeq names its product WD repeat and FYVE domain containing 2 (gene Wdfy2). Lineage: Eukaryota; Metazoa; Chordata; Mammalia; Rodentia; Dipodidae. The transcript has 12 exons. The record is from RefSeq and is a predicted model, not a curated record. Gene Ontology annotation, molecular function: metal ion binding; protein binding. The coding region runs from base 1 to 1203 and encodes 400 amino acids.